Molecule: messenger RNA, 1830 nt
Organism: Pungitius pungitius (ninespine stickleback)
Lineage: Eukaryota; Metazoa; Chordata; Actinopteri; Perciformes; Gasterosteidae
Gene: rilp
Product: Rab interacting lysosomal protein
Exons: 8
Coding region: 333-1715 (460 amino acids)
Biological process (GO): cilium assembly
Cellular component (GO): cytoplasm; ciliary basal body
Molecular function (GO): dynein light intermediate chain binding; protein dimerization activity; small GTPase binding
Source: RefSeq, a predicted model, not a curated record
UCUGGUGCUCGCAUCAGUUCGCCCGACAGGUCAAGCGAGUUUUUUUUAGUGUGUUUGUCUGUCUGUACGUACUCAAAUUACAUUGGUCAGGAAAGUAGGAGGACCGUGCAGUCAGACUGCACAAGUACUGUCCAGCAUCUCACUACGAAUCUCGACGCGGAGUACUCUAUGUUGUCGUUUUCUUUCUAGUAGGCUGUGACCUUUUUUAGAGCAGACAAAAUGCACGCCGUGUUCUGGGGAGAGACGCGGGCCAUGUCCAGGCGUGCCGGCAGCGCGCGUUCAACGACGCACUCGCAUUAAACCCUCCAGCUUCACUCGCUUCUUUCACAUUUAUGAUCGGACUGCGCGAAGCGAGAGCUGGUCCUGACGCCGACAUGGAGACACCCGAAGCCCGCACGGAGGGCUGUUUUCACCGCAGCUUCUCGGCCCUGACGGUGGACGACGUGUAUGAAAUCGCCAAACUGAUCGGCACCGACGUGGAGAGAAUUAUCGACGGUUGCGGCAAAGAGUGCGCCGUGGGUCUGGUGCCGAAAAUAGUGAAAGUGCUCGAGCUGCUGGAGAACUUCGCCUCGCGGAACCAUGCUCACAAAGUGAGGGAAGAGGAGCUGCUGAAGACCUUCGAGACCAUGCAGCUGCAGCAGCAGAAGAAACGCGCGGCGAAAGAGGGCGACGAGGGCAACGAUACGAGCGAAAUACGGUGGGCUGUGGUCUUCCAUCAUCUGAAGCAGGAGCUGCAGCAGAAAGAGCAGCAGUGGAGACAGAGGUGUGAGGAGCUGGAGGCCCAGGUACGGCACCUCCAGGAGGAUCGAGAGGAGCUGCAGAGCAGACUAAAGGGCAGCCAUGCACAGGAAGACCGUGCCCAGAAGCAGGAGAGGGAGGUGAUGCUGAAGCUCAAGGAGGUGGUGGACAAGCAGAGAGAUGAGCUGAGGGCAAAAGGCCAGGAGAUAACCACCAUUUCCAAAGAGGGAGAGGCGCUCCAGGAGCAGUUGGAGCGCUUCAUGAAGAUGAACGCGGAGCUGCGACACAAGCAGAACGUGCUGCAGGCGCAGCUGAAGAGCACCGUGGAGAGGAAGGCCGACAUGGAGGCCGACCUGAAGGAGAAAACCAAAGAGAUAGAAAACCUCCAAACCCAGAUGGACAAAACCAACAGCAACAGCCCGUCCAGUUCGAGUCUGACGGCGCACAAGUCCAUGAAAAAGACAGCAAGUGACCAGAAGGAUCCCGACAGGCCGUGCUUCACCAAAAAGGAGGUGCGCGACAUCAUUUUUGAGAGGAACGAGCUCAAAACCAACCUUUUCCUGGUGCAGGAGGAGCUCAACUACUACCAGAGGGAGAUCCUGAAUGAAGAGCGCUGCCCAGGUUUCCUGUUAGAAGCCGUCCGCUCUGCCAUUAAAAAAAGGAGAAAGCUCAUUAAAGCCAAGAUGCUCGGCAUCGGGGUCAAUGACUACAGCAGCAGUGACGAGGAGGAGAGGGGUUCUCUGUUGGGGUCGACGCGAGUAGAUGGCUCCGAAGUUGACGGUGCUGACAAACCGGCCGAGUCACGCAUUCGUAAUCUCUUUGGCUUCCUGACGCGUUCAGGGAACGGCCGGAGCCCCGCCCACACGAGCAACUCCGCCUCCAGCUGGGAGAUCAUCGGAGACUCAGAGACCACCGAUGAGAAGGGACCGGGAACCCCGCCCAGCCCCCCUGAGCACUCUGCCCUGAGUUCACACUGAGGGGGAGGGAAAACCCUUCUUCCCCUCAGUCAGUCAAAACUUCUUCCUCAGCUUGUGACACAAAAUGUGGCAAAACAGGAAGAAAAAAAAAAAACAUGGACACUUGAACGAAGCC